CCACGGUUUUGCAUUCGUUGGAAAGGUCUUGGGCUCCGUGAGGUUUAUAGCAAAGAAAAUUCUGGAAAAUUCAGGAAAAAUUCAACAGAAAAGUGGGGAAAUCGUUUUUCACAUACAGCGCCAUCUAUUAUACAUAGCAUGUACUUCAAACCAAUAGCAACGGUGCGUGAUAAAGUGUUUGACAGAUAGUCAUUAUUCUCUGCUCAGUUAAUUUCAUUUAAGCUCAGUGUAAAUUAUGUGGAUCGUGCAUUUGAAGUUAAAUUCAACACUCUGUCCAUAGUCCAAAAUGCCUAGAGAACGACGUGCGAACAUCGGCCGCCGCACAAGACAUGCAAGCAAGCAACAAGUCUAUUCAAGGAACUUAAGAGAAGAAAGACAAAAUAUAAUAAGAGAAAAUGACCGAUUGAGACAUCGCGUGAGCACACGAAGAUCAUUGGCAUCAUACAAUCGCUUGGCAUUCCAAUAUGAUCCCACUGCGAACUACAGUGAUGAUGAAAAUUUGGAUAUUGGACGAAUGACGACUAUAUGCCGAUAUUGCAAUGCGUUAAAGUUCAAAAGAGAAACGGUUGGAUUGUGCUGCGCAAGUGGAAAAGUCAAACUGGAUCCAUUACUUACACCACCACAGCCACUGAAAACAUUGUUUGAUGGAAGUGAUCCCGAUUCCAGCCAUUUUCUUCAACACAUCCUUGAAUACAAUAACUGCUUUCGCAUGACUUCCUUUGGAGCUAAUAUCAUUCGAGAAGGCGGCUUCAUGCCGACUUGCAAGAUACAAGGUCAAAUAUAUCAUUUGCAUGGUUCAAUGGUGCCAACCACACCAGAUGAACCGCAUCAAUUUCUGCAAAUAUAUUUUAUUUCGUCGAUGGUGGAUCAGCUGAACGUGCGGUGCAAUAUACAGGGAGCACAACAGUUAAAGAGACGAAUUAUUGAACAGUUGCAAGCAUUUUUUCACGCUAAUAAUGCUGUGGUUAAUAUGUUCAAAACAGCAUUGGAACGAAUGCCAUCGGAUACGCACAAAUUUGUCAUAAGAGCGGAUUGUACUCCAACAGGUGAACAUGUGCGAAGAUUCAAUGCACCCACCGUUAAUGAUGUUGCUGCAAUUAUUGUUGGCGAUCCAACUAAAUCACGAGACAUUGUCGUUCAGCGAAGAAGCAAUAUCAUGCAUCGUGUAAACGAGACACAUCGUUUGUACGAUGCGUUACAAUAUCCAAUCAUUUAUUGGCAAGGGCAAGACGGAUACGACAUCACGUUGAAGAUGGUCGAUCCAAUUACAGGAGUAUCAACGAAUAAUAAAAAUCUAAGCGCAAUGAAUUACUAUGCGUAUCGUAUGAUGAUUCGUACACAUGAGGAGAAUGUCAUUCUGAAGUGCGGUCGGCUAUUCCAGCAAUUCGCUGUCGACAUGUAUGUCAAAGUCGAGACCGAACGUUUAGCGUUCAUCAGAUUCAAUCAGCCAAAGCUACGAUCUGAGGACUAUAUACACUUGCGUGAUGCUAUUCAUUCAGAUGGUGAUGUUCAGAAUAUUGGACGACUGACGGUUCUCCCAUCAACUUAUAUCGGAAGCCCACGCCACAUGCACGAAUACGCUCAAGACGCUAUGACGUACGUGCGAAAUUAUGGAACUCCGGAUUUAUUUAUUACGGUCACAUGCAAUCCGAAGUGGACGGAAAUUGAACGCGAGUUGGAACCGGGUCAAAAACCGCAAGAUCGCCAUGACAUAAUCGCCAGAGUAUUUCAGCAAAAACUCAAGGUUAUGAUGGAUGUGCUUACUAAGUAUCGAGUUUUUGGUGACACACGUUGUUAUAUGUACUCGGUGGAAUGGCAGAAGCGUGGACUACCGCAUGCUCAUAUCCUAAUUUGGUUGCUGAACAAAUUACAUUCAAAUGAAGUGGAUGACAUCAUAUCAGCUGAAAUUCCUGAUCCAGUCACUGAUCCCCGUCUACACGACAUUGUGACGACACAGAUGGUGCAUGGACCGUGCGGUGCAUUAAAUCCAUUAUCGCCUUGCAUGGCUGAUGGAAAGUGCACAAAACGAUAUCCGCGACCGUUAGUUGCUGAAACAGUCACAGGGAACGAUGGAUAUCCAGUUUAUCGUCGGCGUUCAAAAGAAGAUAACGGUCAAAGUUAA
Molecule: messenger RNA, 2122 nt
Organism: Metopolophium dirhodum (rose-grain aphid)
Lineage: Eukaryota; Metazoa; Arthropoda; Insecta; Hemiptera; Aphididae
Exons: 3
Coding region: 287-2122 (611 amino acids)
Source: RefSeq, a predicted model, not a curated record